GUGAGGAGUGGCUGAAAAACAUUGCCCUUUGACAAGUGCUGUGUUGUCUAAUCCGCAGCACGACACCCGACACUGUUGUUAUGAUCACGGGGAAAACGCGUGCUCGUAUCGCACAGCAGCCGCGUCAUCUGCACAGGGUCAUUCCCCUCUCUGCUCUUUGGAUGGCUCUGGCUGUCGACACGUUGCACGCAAGGGACAUAAACAAACCGCACUCCUCGCCAUCCCACACACACAACCAUAAUAAGAGCACGGGAUCGGCCGGCGCUGCCCUUUAACCCCUUCCACGCUAUCACAGCCAAUCACAGACGCCCAUCGGACCGAAAGGGAAGGCGACGACGGGGUUAACCCCAACGACGUCACUAUCCCCGUCUCCGCCCACUCAGGCAGUGGACUCGGGGAAAUAAAGUUACGAAGGGGUGGAGACAGCGAAGGCAAGCUGCGAUUGGCCUGCGCUCUGUCAAGGAGAGCCCGCCCACCCCUCCUUUUCCCUUCUUUGUAGAAGUGGGUGUGGCCGGCUCGUGACGGUGGGUUCCAGUAAGUUGCAGCCUGUUGCCGGGGGGCAGGUCGGACAUUCAACAGGCAGCUGCCGAGCAGUGAGGAGCUGCUGCUGCCGCAGAGUCGUGACGCACAGAGCGCUCGCCGUGACGCAGACUCGUGAGUGACGCAGUCGGCGACGCGCAUGAAGUGAGGGAAAACUUUUUUUUUUUUACAUUUUUAAUUUUUUAUUUUUUUUUAAUUACGGCAAAGUUUUCCUCCUCACUUUGCCGAGUCAUGGCCGAGGCUCCGCAGCCCCCCGUGGUGGAGAUAGACCCGGAUUUCGAGCCUUUAUCCCGGCCCCGCUCUUGCACUUGGCCGCUGCCCCGUCCCGAGUUUAACCCUAGCAAUUCGGCCAACUCGUCCCCGGCUCCUUCCCUGCAGCCCGAGCCGACGGCCGGCAAUGUGGACUUCAUGAGCCUGCUGGAGGAGGGCGAGGACUACGAGCCCGGGGUGUGCGGGGACUUCCAGUGCCAGGACGUGCUCCAGCUGCAGCCGCAUCCCCCUCACACCCCGCAGCCUCAGCACCCCCAGCCCGGAGCGCUGCAUGCACCCUCCAGUGUGCCAGCCCUGUCCCCGGCGUCCUCCCCGUCCCCCAUGGGAGCCCAGCAGCCCCGCAAGAGCAGCUCCUCCCGCCGCAACGCCUGGGGCAACCUGUCCUACGCCGACCUGAUCAGCCAGGCCAUAGAGAGCUCCCCGGAGAAGAGGCUCACCCUGUCCCAGAUAUACGACUGGAUGGUCAAGAGUGUCCCCUACUUCAAGGACAAGGGGGACAGCAACAGCUCCGCCGGAUGGAAGAAUUCAAUUCGGCAUAAUCUGUCCCUCCACAGCAAGUUUGUAAGGGUACAGAAUGAAGGCACUGGUAAAAGUUCAUGGUGGAUCCUAAAUCCAGAAGGUGGAAAGAAUGGUAAAUCCCCAAGAAGAAGAGCUGCUUCUAUGGAUAACAACAGCAAAUUUGCAAAAAGUAGAGGAAGGGCUGCAAAGAAAAAAGCCUCUCUACAGUCCGGCCAAGAAGGCAACAGUGAUAGUCCUGGUUCACAGUUCCCUAAGUGGCCAGGGAGCCCUAGUUCACACAGCAAUGACGACUUUGAAGCGUGGAACACGUUUCGUCCAAGAACCAGCUCCAACGCGAGCUCUAUCAUGCCAGAGGAAGAAGACCUUGGAGAUGCUGAUGUACACAGUCUUGUGUAUCCUUCUUCUUCUACCAAAUUGGCAUCUACUUUGCCAAGUCUGUCAGAGAUUGGUAACUCUGAGAAUAUGGAGAAUCUUUUAGAUAAUCUAAAUCUGUUAUCUCCAAACGCCUCCUUAACCGUUUCAACACAGUCCUCCCCUGCCUCAAUGAUGCAGCAGCAAUCUGGGUAUUUAUUCACCUCACCAGGCACCAAUAUGAGCUCCCCUGAUCCUGAAUUCAGAAAAUAUACAUAUGCUCAAGCUGGCAUAAACUCCAUAUCACAGAUGUCUAUGCAAAGUGUUCCAGACAGUAAACCGGCCUAUAGGGCUGUGGGCCCAUAUAAUGUUCCAGCUGGACUUCUAAAGGAACUGCUUACUGCAGAUUCCCCACCACAUAAUGAAUUGUUGGCCUCAGAGCCUGCAGUCUCUCAAGUCAACGGUAGGGUUCUGAGUCAGAAUGUCAUGAUGACAUCCAAUUCUGCCAUGUCUGCAUAUGGCUCCCAGCCACCCCACAGCAAAAUGAACACCAUUUCCCAUACACAUCAACAUACUCCCUCCAUGAAUGGUCGUGCCUUGCCCCAUGGUGGGAAUAACAUGACUCUUUCUGCUGGUAUCAGCCGCCUAUCAACAGUGAAAACUUCAUUACAAGUGCCUAUGGCUCAGCCCCAUCAAAUGUCCAGCAUGGGUUCUUAUCCUACCAAUAGCUGUAAUGGCUAUGGCAGAGUUGGCAUAGUCUCCAUCCACCAGGAGAUGCUGCCAAGUGACUUGGAUGACAUGUUUGUUGAACGCUUGGACUGUGACAUGGAGUCCAUUAUUCGGAAUGACCUCAUGGAAGAUGGAGAAGCAGAUUUUAACUUUGAUAGCCUAUUAUCAAACCAAAGCUUUCCUCACAGUGUCACAACCACCACACACAGCUGGGUAUCGGGAUAGAGACAGAAAGUUGCACCAUCACCAUAAAGGACAGUGUAAGAAACCUCCAAAGAUGCUCUUCUCUGGCCUAUAUUACAUCAAGCCUGAAGAAAUAUGGAAAUUUCCUAUGCUGCUCCUGGACCUCUAUUUUUAUGAAGUGCCAAACUGACUAAAAAAAAAAAAGAAAUCUCCUGGGGGAAAAAACAACUUGAGUUGUUGUUGCCAUUCGGGUGCUUGUAUGAGCAGUAAAGAAAUGAUGACUUUAUGGUGUCAUGUGUACCCGCUUUGCUCUAGGUGCUUGCUAUGGAUGUGAGAUCAGCUCAGUAAUGGGACUUAAUUCUAAAAUAGUUCUAUUUUCAUGACUGGAAGCUACAGAAGUCCCUAAGGCACUAAAUGAUCUAACAAGAAGCAUAAAGAGCUAUCGCCAGCAAAUUUUUUAAUGCUAUUUGUCUCUUUGGUAACUGCCAAAAUAUGUUUAUCGGCAACAGUCUAAUUUAUUUACAUUCCAAGUGAAUAGGGAUUCUCCCUGUUAUUGGACCAACAUACGCAUAAUCCAGAGUUGGUGCUAGUAUUUUGUUUAAAAAAAACGUAUGUGCCCUACAAAUUCUCAACAAAUUGAGUAAAAAAAAAACUGAUGUUAUCCAGUGCAGAGUCUUUAGUCUGCUGAUUUUAACUGAUGGCGAUUGGAGCUCUGCUAUCGUCACCCAACAAUGACAGAGUUUUCUCAUUUGGAGUUCUUGAUGAAAAAUUGUGAAUGAGUCUAAAAGGUACAGGUAACUGUGACCCAUAGGGGCACAUCUCAGUUCCAACAAAUACUUUAGGCUCCAGACCCUCAAUCCCAUGCAGAGUAACCUGUGCACAAUAUUUAGCUUCACCUUUACAUAUUUCCUAAAGGCUAUAUACCUUAACUUUUUUUUAUUUAUUUUUAUUUUUUUGACCCAAUGCAUCUAAAAUGGAAAAAUAACAUUAAUUGAUCACAUUUACAGAUCUUAUGGAGCCCUGUUUGUCUCCAUGGUAACAAACUACAAAAUAACAUUAUUAUUCCCAUUGGUCUUCAACUUGCUCUUUUUCAUUUGGUAUUUUAGCUAUAAGUAGAGUAUGACUGCAGCAUCAGACUACACAAGGUUUGUUUGUUGUCUGUAACCAUGGAGAAGCCUAGGUCCUCAUAGAUGCAAAAUAGCAUUAUUUUACAUAUUAGAUCCACUGGGAUGAUAAAGAGAGAAUUGUGAAGAUGUGUGUUACCUUUAAUACAAAACUUAGUCGAUCUUUUGGACUCCAACUUGCUCUGUCAUGCUUGUACUUUUGGUUUGUCAACAUACAGUGCCUGUAUUGUAUCUCUCUCUGCCUAAAGUCAAGCACAUCUUGGGACGGCUUUAUGUAGAUCCAGUUCAAGAGUUUAUCCUACAAGCAGUGAUCUAUAGAGACAAUGGAUUAUGUCAGAUCUUGUAUAAAGAGUGUUUUUAAGAUUUGUGUAUAAUUGUUUUAUCUCACUUUUUAAGUAAAUAAUUGUGGAUAAUCAUGGAUGUUUGAUCUUUGCAGCCUUCUAGAGUCCCACAUAGCACAGAAGCAUUCUGUAUUUUAUUGAGUGCUUUCCAACCGCUUUUAUACCUACAGAAUUUGGGUCCUUCUCCCUGCCACUUAGUUUCUUUUUCUUUUUUUUUCUUUUUAUAUAUAAUUAUUAUUUUUUUUUUAAGGAAAAAUGGAGGAUGUUGUGUAAAUAAGAAGUAAAUAUUUCUUCAUUUUGCCAAAAAUAAAAGUGUAAUUAUUUGUAUUGCUUGCUUGGUAGAGAAUCGUGACUUGCUAGCAAUUGAAGGUAUAAAGUCCCUUCUCCGCCAAGCUUCAGUUAUGAUAAAUUAACAUAAUCGAUGGGCCGCACACUGCCCCCUGCAUUUGUUAACCUGCAACCUUUAUGAUCCUGGCCAAAGAAUGUGUAACUUGUAGGCACAGUGGCCGACAUUUAUCAUUGUCUUUAGACAGUUUUUUUGUGUCUAAAAAAAGGCGCAAGCAGGGUUUGUGCCUUUUUGGUUUACACAUUUCUGCUGAUUUUGAGUUGCAAUCCACUGAUUAUGGCAAUACACAUGAUAUGGAAGGGUUUAAUGAACUGCGUCUUUUUGUUUAAAAAAGGCCCAAAGCAAAGUCUCUAAACUACACCAGCUCAAACUUAGCUUAGCUUUUUGGUGUCUGUGAAGAGAGAAAUUUCAGAAAAUGUGACCUGCACAAAAUUUAUCAAAUGCUCUGUGAACAUUUAAUACAUUAGGUGUUCCUACACAUUACCAGCACACACAAGAAGCAGUAGAAAAAUGCUUCACUUACACCUACAGUGAUAAAUGCCGGCCAAUGUUGAUGAAGCAGCGUUUGUCAUCUAUUGGGAUAAUAGGUCUAGUAUACAAUGAGUUUGCUUCUAACUGGGUACUAAAUGACCAAAAGUUGCUUUAUAUCCUGGAGGUCCUGUGUUAUCUUAAUAUAGAUAAAGGAUGCUGUAUAUUUAUAAAGUCUCCAAAAUGAAACCUGAGAAAAAGUAGUUUUGUACUGCCUUACAUAGUAAGCAUGUGACACCUAUACCUGCAGUACAGAAGCGUUAAACGUUUACCCUCAUCUUGCAACUCUGUUUUUCCAUGUCAUUUAGAAAUGGCAUAUUGCAUUAAUGUAUCAUCACUUUGUUUUGGGUCAGAUAUUUAGGAACCCCCCCACUGUUCUUAGAAUACAAAAGGGAUGCAGCACUAAAGCAGUAUUGAGAAUUUCCUCUGCACCAUUUUACUCUGGGCCACCCACAAUGCAGAAAACUACAAAUAGGCAAUAUUCACUUGACUGGGGCUACAUUGCAGUUUUCUGCUCAGUAGGCUGGCUGGGUGCCACUGUGCGGGGGAACAACAGUGAAGGAAAGCAGCACUAAACCAGUGCACCAUUCCUUUUAUUCUCCCAACCAGGAGCCCAGAGUUUGGACCCAACCAAUCAUACAUUGAUGGCAUUUCUUUGUGAUAUCACUCUCUGACUGGAAACUUUAUAUUAUUUGUACAACCUGUCUAGGCUCAUUUAGGAUAUGUUCACACUGAGGAAUCUACGCACUGAAUUCUGUGCACAAGCAUUCCCUGAUCACACCACCUGAAUUACGCGCUGAGGAUACACACAGAAUUCCACUCUGAUUUCAUGUCAACUAGAAGCUGGGUAGAAAGUGGCUGAAUGGCAAACCUAAAUCCUUGUCAGUUCCUCAGUGUGAACAUACCCCUUUAAGACAGCUUCUCCUUAAAUAGCCUCUUAACCUAUAACAUCAUGUGUUACUUUCAAGAUAAAAAUACAUCUUCUUGACCAUGUGAUUAGAGAAGGUCAUGGCUGGCAUCCUUAAGAAGUUUGGGCCUCUCUAUAGACUUUUGUUCUCUAACUUCUGGCUAAUCACUUUUCUUUAGGGUAUAAUUUAAUAAAAUAGUCCUUUUCUUGCAAAAAUAAAUGCGCUUUCAAAACUGGAACUAAUGUUGUCAUAUGCAUCAUGUAGAAAUGUCUACAUAACUAUUCUAACAGUUAUUUAGGUAUAUCUAUACAGAACAUUUCAGGGUAAAACUCCCCUCUCCUGUUUUAUGAUAAACUCGGCAAGUGCCCAUUCUUCAUUAUUUGCAACAACACUAACCUGGAUACUUAGACAUAUGACAAUAAACUCUCUAAAUCGAUUCGAUAACUUCAUGAAAACAACAUGGCCUCUAGCAUAGAAAACCCAUCUUACACCCAAACAUAUAUGGAUUGUAUGGAUUUAUCUAUGCAGCUUUUUUCAGCUCCGCCUCUACAGUUCUAAUGUUGUGUUCCAUUGUCAGUGGAGAUGCAUUGUUUUUUUUUUUUAGUACUAUGUAUAAUGUUUAGUUAGGCAUAUAUCAGUGCAGUUCUUGAUGUGUCGGUAAGCUAAAGUCCUUGCUUUGAUGCAAGCUUGUUAUGUAUGUUAACUUAUGUGGCCACAUAGCGAUCAUGCCUGAAGUUCCUCUUGCUUGUGCAGAUAUUUGUGGCUAUCUCACCAGUAGUUUGUAACUGGACACUUUGUAUAACGUGCAAUAUAUACAGUAAGCAAGCUGUUAAUAUUUUGCACCAGCUCAUGUGGGCUUCAGUGAUGAUACUUGGAUGAUAUGAGAUCGGUGUCUGAGCAGGUUAUACUGCUGAUCUUUGCCUACAAGGAUCUAACUGCUUUAAGACGCAGUUAAAGCCUAACUCAACAUGUAAAAAUGUAUGAUUGGAGUUGAACACAACCCUAUCCACCCACUUCCAUCACUUUUAUAAGGAUCUACAAGGCUAUGUUCAUACGAACAUAAUAUAGACUCCUUUUUGCAUCCAUGAUACAGAACAACAGUGGCCUGAGCUGACUGCUGUCUUUUUGUCAUGAGAUCCAAGGAUGGACGUAAUAUGGAUGCAAAAAAUAAUCUGUAUUCUGCUAGUGUGAAUUUAUCUUAAGAAUAAAUUCACACAUGGUAUUUUAGCCACAACAUCUACAUAUAAGAUGUGAGUGACUAUAAAAUAAGUUUUCAUUUGCAGGGCAGGGCAGAUUAAUCUCCAAGUAAAUCCUGUUCUGGACAAUGUACAAGAGAGAUAAGAUGCAUUGAAGGGCAUGACUGAAUAACUUCCAAUGGUUGUACCAUAUUUCUUACGGGCUAUAGCCAUUUUAUGGGACACACACAAAAGAAGUGUGGCCAGUAUGCCAGCAGUUGUGCCAAAUGUAUUGUAAAGUGAAUAUCACUCCUUUUUGAGUUUAUGCAUAUUUACAAUGCUUUGAUAAUACACAAUGCAAAACUGUGCCGUAUUUUGCUGCAUAUUUGCUGCUGCGUGAUUUCAUACCUGUUGACUUCAAUGGGUAGGAAAAUACGUAGUAGCAAAAUAUGGCACCUAAAGGUGUUUUCGCUAUCCUAAUACCUGCAGGCACUAGUAAAUCACCAAAUAUCCCUAAAAGCGUAAGAUAAGACUGAGCCAAAAUUUACGGGGGGGGGGGGGGAGAAAGUUGACUAGUGACCUAUAUGUUCAUGCACAAUGAAACCUAAACUAAUCCUUUAUUGUCUGCAACACAAAGGAAGAUGGAUCUCGACUUAUUGAAUCUUAGUCUGUAUGUGUAUAGUGGAAAUUGUGCUCAACUCCAGUUAAACUUAUUAAAUUUUUUUAUUUCAAUAUAGAUUUUAUCUAGGCUUUUAAGGGGUUAAUGUGUCCCUUUAAAUGCAGGGGGAGUCUCGAUCGGACCAAUAUAAAAUUCUAUAUUUGCACUUGUUAAACCACUGGAAAGAAAGUUAUCAGUGCGUCAGCUGAUAUUUUAUUCAUAUUUUUAGUUAUAAAAUUGUAAAAUCCCUUUUAAUUUAUGACUGAUUUAUAUUAAUUAUAAGUUGUAUAUUCCUCUGGGGCUACACAGUGGUUCAUGCAAGCAAAACAACUCUGACAUUUGUUUUCCUGGUUUUUUCAUCAUCCAUUCAACAUGAAGUCAAUAAAUCAGCAAUAUGUGUAAUGGUGGCAUGUAAAAAAAAAUGCUUUAUUUUGUUGUAUUGCAGCAUUUUCAUGUGUUUAUUUUUAUUUUCUUAACAAUUCAUGAUUCAAUAUCUGCAGACAAGUGCCUGAUGUAUUUACAGACACAAGAACAAUCUGUUGUAUGAAGCCAUAAAUGUAUAUAAAUUAUGCUACAAAUGACUGUC
Messenger RNA from Hyla sarda, 8258 nucleotides. It is a transcript of the gene FOXO1, whose product is annotated as forkhead box O1. The coding region runs from base 772 to 2634 and encodes 620 amino acids. The transcript has 3 exons. Gene Ontology annotation, cellular component: nucleus. Gene Ontology annotation, biological process: insulin receptor signaling pathway; regulation of transcription by RNA polymerase II. NCBI's taxonomy places the organism in Eukaryota, Metazoa, Chordata, Amphibia, Anura, Hylidae. The record is from RefSeq and is a predicted model, not a curated record. Gene Ontology annotation, molecular function: RNA polymerase II cis-regulatory region sequence-specific DNA binding; DNA-binding transcription factor activity, RNA polymerase II-specific.